GCUGCGCCGGCGUCUCAGGCUCUGAGGCCCGGGCGCCGCGGCUCUUUUGUUUCUCCGUUGGGGCCGAGCCCGGGCCCUAGUUGGAGCCAGAGUCGGAGUCGGAGUCGGAUCCAGAUUCGGAUUAGCAGCCCGGGAAGGGUGCCGCGGCACAGGCGCCGGAGGGAGCACGACUCUCGGACCCCGCCUGGCCCACGGGGCUGGGACCCGGGCCCGGCCUGCCCGAUGGGGCGCGCGGCCCCGGAGAUGCGCCCUCGCCCGGCCCCGCGCCCCCGGCCCCGCGCCCCCGGCCCGCCCGCCCCGGCCCGCGCCUCCGCCUGAGUCCCCCGUGCCUUGGCCCGCCACCCCCCGCCCGGCGCCCCCGGCCCGCCCGCGCCAUGGAGCCCGGCCGCGGCGGCACAGAGACCGUGGGCAAGUUCGAGUUCUCCCGCAAGGACCUGAUCGGCCACGGCGCCUUCGCGGUGGUCUUCAAGGGCCGCCACCGCGAGAAGCACGAUUUGGAGGUCGCCGUCAAGUGCAUUAACAAGAAGAACCUCGCCAAGUCUCAGACGCUGCUGGGGAAGGAAAUCAAAAUCCUGAAGGAACUGAAACAUGAAAACAUCGUGGCCCUGUACGACUUCCAGGAAAUGGCUAAUUCUGUCUAUCUGGUAAUGGAGUACUGCAACGGUGGGGACCUGGCCGACUACCUGCACACCAUGCGCACGCUGAGCGAGGACACCAUCAGGCUCUUCCUGCAGCAAAUCGCGGGCGCCAUGCGGCUUCUGCACAGCAAGGGCAUCAUCCACCGCGACCUGAAGCCGCAGAACAUCCUGCUGUCCAACCCCGCCGGCCGCCGCGCCAACCCCAACAGCAUCCGCGUCAAGAUCGCUGACUUCGGCUUCGCGCGGUACCUCCAGAGCAACAUGAUGGCGGCCACGCUCUGCGGCUCCCCCAUGUACAUGGCCCCCGAGGUCAUCAUGUCCCAGCACUACGACGGGAAGGCAGACCUGUGGAGCAUCGGCACCAUCGUCUACCAGUGCCUGACGGGGAAGGCGCCCUUCCAGGCCAGCAGCCCCCAGGACCUGCGCCUGUUCUACGAGAAGAACAAGACGUUGGUCCCCACCAUCCCCCGGGAGACCUCCGCCCCGCUGCGGCAGCUGCUCCUGGCCCUGCUGCAGCGUAACCACAAGGACCGCAUGGACUUCGAUGAGUUUUUCCAUCACCCUUUCCUCGACGCCAGCCCCUCGGUCAGGAAAUCCCCACCUGUGCCUGUGCCCUCGUACCCAAGCUCGGGGUCCGGCAGCAGCUCCAGCAGCAGCUCCACCUCCCACCUGGCCUCCCCACCGUCCCUGGGCGAGAUGCAGCAGCUGCAGAAGACCCUGACCUCCCCGGCUGACACCGCUGGCUUCCUGCACAGCUCCCGGGACUCUGGUGGCAGCAAGGACUCCUCCUGUGACACAGACGACUUCGUCAUGGUCCCUGCGCAGUUUCCAGGUGACCUGGUGGCUGAGGCGCCCAGUGCCAAACCCCCGCCAGACAGCCUGAUGUGCAGUGGGAGCUCACUGGUGGCCUCUGCGGGCUUGGAGAGCCACGGCCGGACCCCAUCUCCAUCCCCACCCUGCAGCAGCUCCCCCAGUCCCUCAGGCCGGGCUGGCCCGUUCUCCAGCAGCAGGUGCGGCGCCUCUGUCCCCAUCCCAGUCCCCACGCAGGUGCAGAACUACCAGCGCAUUGAGCGAAACCUGCAGUCACCCACCCAGUUCCAAACACCUCGGUCCUCUGCCGUCCACAGGUCAGGCAGGGCUACUGAGGCCUCCCCUCCUCAUAUCUACCUUGUCUUCAGGUCCUCUGCCGUCCGCAGGUCAGGCAGCACCAGCCCCCUGGGCUUUGCAAGGGCCAGCCCCUCGCCCCCUGCCCACGCUGAGCAUGGAGGCGUCCUGGCCAGGAAGAUGUCUCUGGGUGGAGGCCGGCCCUACACGCCAUCCCCUCAAGUUGGAACCAUCCCUGAGCGGCCAGGCUGGAGCGGGACGCCCUCCCCACAGGGAGCUGAGAUGCGGGGUGGCAGGUCCCCUCGUCCAGGCUCCUCUGCACCCGAGCACUCUACCCGCACUUCCGGGCUGGGCUGCCGCCUGCACAGCGCCCCCAACCUGUCUGACUUGCACAUCGUCCGCCCCAAGCUGCCCAAACCCCCCACGGACCCGCUGGGAGCCGUGUUCAGCCCACCACAGGCCAGCCCUCCCCAGCCAUCCCACGGGCUGCAGUCCUGCCGGAACCUGCGGGGCUCACCCAAGCUCCCUGACUUCCUGCAGCGGAACCCCCUGCCCCCCAUCCUGGGCUCCCCCACCAAGGCUGUGCCCUCCUUCGACUUCCCAAAGACCCCCAGCUCCCAGAACCUGCUGGCCCUCCUAGCCCGGCAGGGCGUGGUGAUGACGCCCCCUCGAAACCGGACGCUGCCCGACCUGUCUGAGGUGGGGCCCUUCCAUGGUCAGCCACUGGGCCCUGGCCUGCGGCCAGGCGAGGACCCCAAGGGUCCCUUUGGCCGAUCUUUCAGCACCAGCCGCCUCACUGACCUGCUCCUUAAGGCGGCGUUUGGGACACAAGCCCCGGACCCGGGCAGCACGGAGAGCCUGCAGGAGAAGCCCAUGGAAAUCGCACCCUCAGCUGGCUUUGGAGGGAGCCUGCACCCAGGAGCCCGUGCUGGGGGCGCCAGCAGCCCCUCCCCGGUGGUCUUCACCGUGGGCUCUCCCCCGAGCGGGAGUACGCCGCCCCAGGGCCCCCACACCAGGAUGUUCUCAGUGGGCUCCACUGGCUCUGCUGGCUCUUCUGCCCGUCACCUGGUGCCUGGGGCCUGCAGCGAGGCCCCAGCCCCUGAGCUCCCUGCUCCAGGACACGGCUGCAGCUUUGCCGACCCCAUUGCUGUGAACCUGGAGGGGGCUGUGACCUUCGAGGCCCCCGACCUCCCUGAGGAGACCCUCAUGGAGCAAGAGCACACCGAGAUCCUGCGUGGCCUGCGCUUCACGCUGCUGUUCGUGCAGAACAUCUUGGAGAUUGCAGCCCUGAAGGGCAGCGCCAGCGAGGCGGCGGGGGGCCCUGAGUACCAGCUGCAGGAGAGUGUGGUGGCCGACCAGAUCAGCUUGCUGAGCCGAGAAUGGGGCUUCGCGGAACAGCUGGUGCUGUACCUGAAGGUGGCCGAGCUGCUGUCCUCCGGCCUGCAAACUGCCAUUGACCAGAUCCGGGCCGGCAAGCUCUGCCUGUCGUCCACCGUGAAGCAGGUGGUGCGCAGGCUGAAUGAGCUGUACAAGGCCAGCGUGGUGUCCUGCCAGGGCCUGAGCCUGCGGCUGCAGCGCUUCUUCCUGGACAAGCAGCGGCUCCUGGACCGUAUCCACAGCAUCACCGCCGAGAGGCUCAUCUUCAGCCAUGCUGUGCAGAUGGUGCAGUCGGCUGCCCUGGACGAGAUGUUCCAGCACCGUGAGGGCUGCGUCCCGCGCUACCACAAGGCCCUGCUGCUCCUGGAGGGGCUGCAGCACAUGCUCUCGGACCAGGCCGACAUCGAGAACGUCGCCAAGUGUGAGUGCCAGGCUGGGCUGGGGGCUGGGGGCUCUGGGCGUCUCCCUCACGCUCCCCUCUCCCUCCACAGGCAAGCUGUGCAUUGAGCGGAGACUCUCGGCGCUGCUGACUGGCAUCUGUGCCUGACCUUUCUGGCCUGGCUGGGCCCCUGGUCCUGCCGAGCCCUGCAGAGUGGGCUGUGUGUGCAGGGUGGGCUCUGUGUGCUGGCUGGACUCCUCGGGACAAGCGCAUGGCGCUGAUCGCUGGUGCUGAGCCCUGCCCUGGGCCCCAAGGACAGUCAGCCUGCUGGCCUCCCUGCAGCUCACGGGGCAGAACCAGCACAUCUGGAGCCACACAGCUUGGACAGUCAGCCUGCUGGCCUCCCUGCAGCUCACGGGGCAGAACCAGCACAUCUGGAGCCACACAGCUUGGGGGUGUCUCCCAUCUUUUACAGGUGGGGAUCACAAUUUCUGCCCUCCGGCUGCCUGGCACAGCAGGCAUGGGUGCCACCACCCUCUAGCCCCAGGGCAGCCCCGGAGGACAGGCAAGGGCCUGAGACCGCUGCCGACUCAAAGCCAAAGUGAGCUCCUGCUUAGGACAGGUCAGCAGGCACUGUGCCCAGGAAGAGCCUGCAGCCUUGGCAUCCCCCAGUCUCCAGGAGCCUCUCCCUCCGAGAUACCCACCCAGCUUUGUCAAUCACCCAAGCACUUUAUGCAGAUAGAGACAGAACCUGGACCUCCCCAGGGACUGCUGGGCAGUGAUUCCUGGCAGUGACCCGGUGUUUGUACAUACACAUAUGCGGACACAUGCCAGGGCCCCCAAGCCUGAGCACCGGACCACGUUGCUGCCCAGGUCUGGACCUCGGGGAGAACUGGCUCCCGGGGGUGUGGGGCCCUGCGCUAGAGGCAGAGGCAGUUCUUUGUUCAAGCGUUCCUCUAGGGACCGGCAGCAGAGGCACCGUGUUCUCUCAGCCCUGGAUAAGUCUUGUAAUCUUUCACACUUUAUUCCUAAAAUGUGUCUUAUUUUUAUGCAGCUCAUUUUUCUUUAAAGGAGAAAACUUGUAGGUGUUUAAGAAUUGGUUUUGGGAGGGCGAGGUCUGGGCCAGGUUAGAGGCAGAUGGUGCAGGGGCGUGUGGCGGGCGGGUGAGGCUGCUUUGCACACCUGUGUCGGUGGCUGUCCCCUGCCGCCCCUCCCUGUGGCAGCAGCAGGACAGGUGUGUGCCCAGCACCCUCCCCACCUGGGCCUGGAGGCAGAUGAGGGGAAUACUUCAUGCAAAGAAAAAAGUAACAUGUGCAAAAGCUCCCCGUCCAGCUUUGACAGUCAGUUUUGAUGUCAGCUCCUCGGCAGGGUAGGCCUGAUGACAGCCCUGUCCCUCCCUGCCUCUGCCUUGCCCAGGACCACGGAGGGCGUCCGCAGAGAGGCCUGCUUUCUGGAUUCCAGGCAGGCACGCGCUGCAAACCCCGCCUGGGCCUCCCUUGGUCUGCCCAGCCCUCGGUUAGCCCUGCCUGAAUCAGUAGAUACUUGAACGAGUCCCCAGUCUGCGGGAGGCAGCGGUGGGGCCAUGGACCCACGCGGGGGGUUCCAGGGUCACACGCCACAUAACAGACAAAAAUACACACACGUGUGUUUUUCUUUGCAAUACUUGAAAUAUUGCCACUGUGCUUGGACUUAGAAGAAGAAAAUCCCCGUGACUUCUUCCUCGUCACCUUGAUGGCUUUAUUCUCACCUUGUGGGGCAUGUUAGUAUUUAUUGCUUCAUGGCCGACUGGAAUCCUGAGUCCUGGGAAGCUGGCACUGCGGGGAUCUUGCCCGGCGUCCUGGUCCUCUUGCUUCUGUCGCGGCCACGUGUGCGUGUGUCCAAGCAGGUCCUGGGCGCCUCAACUGCUGCCCCUGGUUGAAUGUUCUCUUGAUAGUGCUGGACCCUUUGUCUGUUUUAAAGCAAAUUUUGUGUGAUUUCCUGCCCUUUGCGUUAUAUUGUGUAAUAUCAAUUUAAGGAAAUAAACCUUUGGAAUUGUU
This is a messenger RNA of Pongo pygmaeus (Bornean orangutan), 5534 nucleotides long. RefSeq names its product unc-51 like autophagy activating kinase 1 (gene ULK1). NCBI's taxonomy places the organism in Eukaryota, Metazoa, Chordata, Mammalia, Primates, Hominidae. Gene Ontology annotation, cellular component: phagophore assembly site; autophagosome; cytosol. The coding region runs from base 375 to 3626 and encodes 1083 amino acids. Gene Ontology annotation, molecular function: protein serine/threonine kinase activity; ATP binding. Gene Ontology annotation, biological process: negative regulation of collateral sprouting; peptidyl-serine phosphorylation; protein autophosphorylation. The record is from RefSeq and is a predicted model, not a curated record. The transcript is spliced from 27 exons.